Molecule: messenger RNA, 6295 nt
Organism: Lontra canadensis (Northern American river otter)
Lineage: Eukaryota; Metazoa; Chordata; Mammalia; Carnivora; Mustelidae
Gene: KIF1A
Product: kinesin family member 1A
Exons: 51
Coding region: 183-5684 (1833 amino acids)
Biological process (GO): microtubule-based movement
Molecular function (GO): microtubule motor activity; microtubule binding; ATP binding
Source: RefSeq, a predicted model, not a curated record
GCAGCCCGUCACGCGGUGCCGCCGUCACAGCGCCAGGCUCAGACCCGGAGCAGCAGCAGCUCCGCGCUCGGGGACCCGCGCCCAUGCCCGUGCCCAUGCCGGGCCGCCAGUGACGCCGGGGAGGUCUCCACGCUCACUUGGGCUCCCAGCACUGCUAAGGGUGACCCACAAAGGCCGGCACGAUGGCCGGGGCCUCGGUGAAGGUGGCGGUACGCGUCCGCCCCUUCAAUUCCCGGGAGAUGAGCCGAGACUCCAAGUGCAUCAUCCAGAUGUCCGGAAGCACCACCACUAUCAUUAACCCCAAACAGCCCAAGGAGACCCCCAAAAGCUUCAGCUUCGACUACUCCUACUGGUCACACACCUCGCCCGAGGACAUCAACUACGCCUCCCAGAAGCAGGUAUAUCGGGACAUUGGGGAGGAGAUGCUGCAGCACGCCUUCGAGGGCUACAAUGUGUGCAUCUUCGCCUACGGGCAGACCGGGGCCGGCAAGUCCUACACCAUGAUGGGCAAGCAGGAGAAGGACCAGCAGGGCAUCAUUCCACAGCUCUGUGAAGACCUGUUCUCCCGAAUCAAUGACACGACCAAUGACAACAUGUCCUACUCCGUGGAGGUCAGCUACAUGGAGAUUUACUGUGAGCGCGUCCGCGACCUCCUGAAUCCCAAGAACAAGGGCAACCUGCGCGUGAGGGAGCACCCACUGCUGGGGCCGUACGUGGAGGACCUCUCCAAGCUGGCCGUCACCUCUUACAAUGACAUCCAGGACCUCAUGGACUCAGGGAACAAGGCCAGGACCGUGGCAGCCACAAACAUGAACGAAACCAGCAGCCGCUCCCACGCGGUCUUCAACAUCAUUUUCACCCAGAAGCGCCACGAUGCAGAGACCAACAUCACCACGGAGAAAGUGAGCAAGAUCAGCCUGGUGGACCUGGCCGGGAGUGAGCGGGCCGACUCCACAGGAGCCAAGGGCACGCGUCUCAAGGAGGGAGCCAACAUCAAUAAGUCCUUGACCACGCUGGGGAAGGUGAUCUCUGCUCUGGCUGAAAUGGACUCUGGGCCCAAUAAGAACAAGAAAAAGAAGAAGACAGAUUUCAUUCCAUACAGAGAUUCUGUGCUGACCUGGCUCCUCCGAGAAAACCUGGGCGGGAACUCGAGGACGGCGAUGGUCGCGGCCUUGAGCCCCGCAGACAUCAACUACGACGAGACCCUGAGCACGCUGAGGUAUGCCGACCGGGCCAAACAGAUCCGCUGUAACGCCGUCAUCAACGAGGACCCGAACAACAAGCUGAUCCGUGAGCUGAAGGACGAGGUGACGCGGCUGCGGGACCUGCUGUACGCCCAGGGUCUCGGGGACAUCACCGACACCAACACUGUGCCCGGAGGACCCAAAUACAUGUCCGACCUUGAGAACAAUAACCGUAACCGUGGCGGGGCGGAGUUGAGUCCAGCCCCUGACAAUCUCUCCACAGUGACCAACGCCCUGGUGGGCAUGAGCCCCUCGUCCUCGCUUUCGGCCCUGUCCAGCCGUGCCGCCUCCGUGUCCAGCCUGCACGAGCGCAUCUUGUUUGCCCCGGGCAGUGAGGAGGCCAUCGAGAGGCUGAAGGAGACGGAGAAGAUCAUCGCCGAGCUCAAUGAGACAUGGGAGGAGAAGCUGCGGCGCACGGAAGCCAUCCGGAUGGAGAGGGAAGCCCUGCUGGCCGAGAUGGGCGUGGCCAUGAGGGAGGACGGCGGUACCCUGGGGGUGUUCUCUCCCAAAAAGACACCACAUCUGGUCAACUUGAACGAGGACCCACUGAUGUCUGAGUGCCUCUUGUACUACAUCAAGGACGGGAUAACCAGAGUGGGCCGUGAGGAUGCAGAGAGACGGCAGGACAUUGUCCUGAGUGGGCAUUUCAUCAAGGAGGAGCAUUGCAUCUUCCGGAGCGAUUCCCGAGGGGGCAGUGAAGCCGUGGUGACCCUGGAGCCCUGUGAGGGUGCAGACACUUAUGUCAAUGGCAAGAAAGUCACGGAGCCCAGUAUCCUGCGGUCAGGAAACCGCAUCAUCAUGGGAAAGAGCCACGUGUUCCGGUUCAACCACCCUGAGCAGGCAAGGCAGGAGCGGGAGCGCACGCCCUGUGCGGAGACGCCCGCCGAGCCAGUGGACUGGGCCUUCGCGCAGCGAGAGCUGCUAGAGAAGCAGGGCAUUGACAUGAAGCAGGAGAUGGAGCAGAGACUCCAGGAGCUAGAGGACCAGUACCGCCGGGAGCGGGAGGAGGCCACGUACCUGCUAGAGCAGCAGAGGCUGGACUACGAGAGCAAGCUGGAGGCCCUGCAGAGGCAGAUGGACUCCAGGUACUACCCCGAGGUGAACGAGGAGGAGGAGGAGCCCGAGGAUGAAGUCCAGUGGACUGAGAGAGAAUGUGAGCUGGCGCUUUGGGCUUUCCGCAAGUGGAAGUGGUACCAGUUCACGUCACUUCGGGACCUGCUGUGGGGCAACGCCAUCUUCCUCAAGGAGGCCAAUGCCAUCAGUGUUGAGCUCAAGAAGAAGGUCCAGUUCCAAUUCGUCCUCCUCACGGACACUCUCUACUCCCCGCUGCCACCGGAUCUGCUGCCUCCGGAGGCCGCCAAAGACCGGGAGACUCGCCCCUUCCCCCGCACCAUUGUGGCCGUGGAGGUCCAGGACCAGAAGAAUGGGGCCACCCACUACUGGACGCUGGAGAAGCUCAGGCAGCGCCUGGACCUGAUGCGGGAGAUGUACGACCGGGCGGCGGAGGUGCCCUCCAGUGUCAUCGAGGACUGUGACAACGUGGUGACUGGCGGAGACCCCUUCUACGACCGCUUUCCUUGGUUCCGGCUGGUGGGCAGUUCAGUCAUCUCUGGCUGCAACAGCUACCCUCUUCUCAACACAUGCAUGAGCGAGCGCAUGGCUGCUCUCACCCCCUCCCCCACCUUCUCGAGCCCCGACUCCGACGCCACCGAGCCUGCCGAGGAGCAGAGCGUGGGGGAGGAGGAGGAGGAGGAGGAGGAGGAGGAGGAGGAGGAGGAGGACCUGGAGGACGACGUCUUUCCGGAGCACGCGCUGUGCGACGGCCGGGACCCGUUUUACGACCGGCCCCCCCUGUUCAGUUUAGUAGGAAGGGCCUUCGUGUACCUGAGCAACUUGCUGUACCCCGUGCCCCUGGUACACCGUGUGGCUGUCGUCAGUGAGAAGGGAGAGGUGAAGGGUUUCCUUCGCGUGGCCGUCCAGGCCACCUCAGCUGACGAGGAGGCCCCUGACUAUGGCUCUGGUGUCCGGCAGUCAGGGACGGCCAGAAUCUCCUUUGAUGACCAGCACUUUGAAAAGUUCCAGUCUGAAUCCUGCCCAGUGGUGGGGAUGUCCCGCUCAGGGACCUCCCAGGAAGAGCUGCGCAUCGUGGAAGGUCAGGGCCAGGGUGCAGACGCUGGGCCCUCAGCCGACGAGGUCAACAAUAACACCUGCUCAGCCGUGUCUCCGGAAGGCCUCCUCCUGGACAGCCCCGAGAAGGCCCCCCUGGACGGGCCGCUGGACGCCGCCCUGGACCAUCUGCGCCUGGGCAACACCUUCACCUUCCGUGUGACCGUCCUGCAGGCGUCCAGCAUCUCUGCUGAAUACGCCGACAUCUUCUGCCAGUUCAACUUCAUCCAUCGCCACGAUGAGGCCUUCUCCACGGAGCCCCUCAAGAACACAGGGAGGGGCCCCCCACUCGGCUUCUACCAUGUCCAAAACAUCGCGGUGGAGGUGACCAAGUCCUUCAUCGAGUAUAUCAAGAGCCAGCCCAUCGUGUUUGAGGUCUUUGGUCACUACCAGCAGCACCCGUUCCCACCCCUCUGCAAGGACGUGCUCAGCCCCCUGAGGCCCUCGCGCCGCCACUUCCCAAGGGUCAUGCCGCUGUCCAAGCCAGUGCCUGCCACCAAGCUCAGCACGCUGGCGCGGCCCUGCCCUGGGCCCUGUCACUGCAAGUACGACCUCCUUGUCUACUUCGAGAUCUGCGAGCUGGAGGCCAAUGGCGAUUACAUUCCUGCAGUCGUGGACCACCGUGGCGGGAUGCCAUGCAUGGGGACCUUCCUGCUUCACCAGGGCAUCCAGAGACGGAUUACUGUGACCCUGCUGCAUGAGACAGGCAGCCACAUCCGCUGGAAGGAAGUUCGAGAGCUGGUCGUGGGUCGAAUCCGAAACACACCAGAAACUGAUGAAUCCCUGAUCGACCCCAACAUCUUGUCUCUCAACAUCCUGUCCUCUGAUUACAUCCACCCGGCCCAGGAUGACCGGCAGUUUCUUGAUUCGGACAUGCCUAGCAUUUCAUUCGGAAAUGACACUAGGACCUUCUACCAGUUCGAGGCUGCGUGGGACAGCUCCAUGCACAACUCUCUCCUGCUCAACCGGGUCACCCCGUACCGAGAGAAGAUCUACAUGACUGUCUCAGCUUACAUCGAGAUGGAGAAUUGCACCCAGCCAGCGGUCAUCACCAAGGACUUCUGCAUGGUCUUCUACUCUCGGGAUGCCAAGCUGCCUGCUUCACGCUCCAUCCGCAACCUGUUUGGCAGUGGGAGCCUGCGGGCCUCGGAGAGCAACCGCGUGACGGGCGUCUAUGAGCUCAGCCUGUGCCACGUGGCCGAUGCAGGCAGCCCAGGGAUGCAGCGGCGGCGAAGGCGAGUGCUGGAUACAUCUGUGGCCUAUGUCCGGGGCGAGGAGAACCUGGCGGGCUGGCGGCCCCGGAGCGACAGCCUCAUCCUGGACCACCAAUGGGAGCUGGAGAAGCUGAGCCUGCUGCAGGAGGUGGAGAAGACCAGGCAUUACCUGCUGCUGCGGGAGAAGCUGGAGACCACCCAGCGGCCUGGCCCCGAGGCGCCAUCCCCUGCCUCCAGUGAGGACUCUGGGUCCCACGGCUCAUCCAGCCCCUCCUCCCCACUCUCUGCUGAGGGCCGGCCGUCCCCUGUGGAGGCUCCCAACGAGAGGCAGCGGGAGCUGGCCGUCAAGUGUUUACGCCUCCUCACGCACACGUUCAACAGAGAGUACACCCAUAGCCACGUCUGCGUCAGCGCCAGUGAGAGCAAGCUCUCCGAGAUGUCUGUCACCCUGCUCCGGGACCCAUCCAUGUCACCUCUGGGCGCGGCCACGCUCACGCCCUCCUCCACCUGCCCCUCUCUGGUUGAAGGGCGGUAUGGAGCCGCAGAGCUAAGGACCCCUCAGCCCUGCUCCCGGCCGGCCAGCCCAGAACCCGAGCCUGUGCCAGAGGCAGAUUCGAAGAAGCUUCCCUCCCCAGCUCGGGCAACAGAGGUAGACAAGGAGCCCCAGCGCCUGCUGGUUCCUGACAUCCAGGAGAUCCGGGUCAGCCCCAUCGUGUCGAAGAAGGGCUACCUGCACUUCCUGGAGCCGCACACGGCAGGUUGGGCCAAGCGCUUUGUGGUCGUACGACGUCCCUAUGCCUACCUAUACAACAGCGACAAGGACUCCGUGGAGAGGUUCGUGCUCAACCUGUCCACUGCCCAGGUGGAGUACAGCGAGGACCAGCAGGCCAUGCUCAAGACGCCCAACACGUUCGCUGUGUGCACGGAGCACCGCGGCAUCCUGCUGCAGGCCAACAGUGACAAGGACAUGCACGACUGGCUGUAUGCCUUCAACCCUCUCCUGGCCGGCACCAUACGGUCCAAGCUCUCCAGAAGGCGGUCUGCCCAGAUGAGGGUGUGAGCUGGAGCCCUCCCGGACAGCCACAGGCCGGCCCCCCCAGCCCUCAUCACCACCCAUCAUGUCACCGCGCCCAGCCUGCCCCUACCAGCCAACCAGCGAGUUCCCUCUUGGGGACAGCAUCGGGCCCCAUGAGCGCCACCUCUGGCCCGGGGACCUGCACCAUACGACCUGUCCUGCUCCCAGCAGAGGCCGUGUUUGUUCUUUGGUCUUUCCAAGCGUGCCCUGGGUGGGAAGAGCUGGGAGGUGCUGGAAAGGCAGAGGGCACAAGCCACAGGGGCAUCGCUGCCGUUCUAAUAUUUUUUUAAGCAUAGACAGACUUAUAAUUAAUAUACAUUAGUUAGUGACAUUGAAACGGUCCACUCAGAAAUUAACUAUAAGACUGUGUUCUAUUUAUAAGUAUUUAUUUCUAAUGCCUUCACAUAGACCUGUAGGAUUCAGAUGGACCCUGUCCCCCGCUUGCUCCCACUCACAUCCCCCAGGGCUCAUAGGGAAGGCCAUGGUGAACGGGUGUCCGCACAGGCCAGGCGCCUCCUGGUUGGCACCAUGGGGCACGCCUGGCCAGGCCCGAGCGGGGGCUUCUCCCCAGUCGCAUGGGAGGGCAGGCCUUCAUU